Messenger RNA from Adineta steineri, 846 nucleotides. The record is from the annotation of a GenBank genome assembly. NCBI's taxonomy places the organism in Eukaryota, Metazoa, Rotifera, Eurotatoria, Adinetida, Adinetidae.
AUGUCACACACUUUCAAAUGUCUCUGGCGCUAUCUAAUUGUACCACCGUUGAUCAAACACGCGAAACAACUUGAACAACCCAACAAGGAAAUUGAUUAUAAUGCUGCUGGUUACGAAUUCUUUCAUCGUCUUUUUGCUGAAUUUAUGGGUACGCUCCUUCUAGUUGUCGGCCAUGGUAGUAAUCGCCUCGAAGGAAAACGCGGCCUGAUUCCAGAGGCUGCUGGCGCCUUUAGCAACGGUCUCGUCAAUGUAUUUCUCAUCUAUUCACUUGCUGGUAUUAGCGGAGCACACUUUAAUCCAGUCGUCACAUUGGCAUUCACCUGUCGUCUCGUUUUUCCAUUUUUGUGGGUACCGUUUUACUUCUUGGCACAAUUCUGUGGCUCACUUAUUGCAGGACUUCUAUUGAAGGGACUUUUUGGAGAUGAAUAUGCCUUGUUGGCGACGAAUACUAUUGAUCCAACUAAUGUUACUGUGCUCGGCGGGUUUGGAUGGGAAAUCUUUCUCACAUUCUGUCUUCUCUUCGUCAUUCUACAGACGGCCACAAAAGCACAACUUAUCGGCAGUGAAGCUGCGCUGGCCGUGGGUGCUGUUAUUGCAUUUGACUGUCUUGUUGGUGGAUCAACGUCAACUGCAUCGAUGAACCCCUUCAGAACACUAGGACCAGCUUUGAUCAAUUCAAGUACAGACAAUAAUGCGAGUCUGUGGAUCUAUAUUGUUGGGCCUUUAAUAGGUGCACUGAUUGCUGUACUAGUAGUCAGUCUCUUACAAGGUUUUACACCAAAGACAAAGGAGGAACUGAUGGGAGCACAUGGCGAAGAACAUAAUAAAAGUAACAAUCAGGGUUAG